Messenger RNA from Pomacea canaliculata, 2168 nucleotides. Its product is annotated as alanine aminotransferase 2-like. NCBI's taxonomy places the organism in Eukaryota, Metazoa, Mollusca, Gastropoda, Architaenioglossa, Ampullariidae. Gene Ontology annotation, molecular function: pyridoxal phosphate binding; L-alanine:2-oxoglutarate transaminase activity. The coding region runs from base 370 to 1821 and encodes 483 amino acids. The record is from RefSeq and is a predicted model, not a curated record. The transcript has 5 exons. Gene Ontology annotation, biological process: biosynthetic process.
GUUUUCCCUUUAAUAUUUUCGAUGGUUUCACCUACAGACUUGUAUGAUGCCUGUGACGUUUUGAGGUUUCUGCACUCUGUGUGUGUGGAGAGUGAGAGAAACAAACUACUAGAAAGGAUAUAUUUGGUCAAAAAGUUCAAAUUUGGACGUGAGUUGGCAAACGUUGUGUGCUCUUGGUACGUGGCUGUCCUUCACCUUUCAAAGUUUUGUCACUGGUGAAGUUCCGCUCGGCCAGGUUGUGAGCUUUUCAUCGCUUGCUGUCAACAUCUCUUUCAGUGCAUAUAAUAGUCAUUUGUCUACACCAGUCGAGUAAGGAAGGUCUUUAGCCUUCCCGAGUUUGCUUUCGGUUCUCAAGGAUUUGAGCAAAAGAUGGCUAACGAUAAAAAAGUAUUGACGAUGGAUUCAUUGAAUCCGUGUGUCAAAAUAAUGGAAUAUGCAGUUCGUGGCCCAAUAGUAGAUCGAGCUACAGCGUUAGAAAACGAGUUGAAAAAUGGAGCAAGCAAACCAUUCACGAGAGUAGUCAAGGCAAAUAUUGGAGAUUGCCACGCCACUGGCCAAAAGCCCAUCACAUUUAUUCGUCAAGUGCUGGCAUUAGUCACAUAUCCAGAAUUGCUAAUGAAGAAUGGAGAUUUCCCCGAAGAUGCAAAAAACAGGGCAAAGAAAAUAUUGGAUGCAUGUAAAGGGGGCUCUGUUGGUUCUUACAGUGAGAGCCCAGGACUGCUUGCAAUAAGGGAAGACAUAGCUGCAUACAUUGCCAAGAGGGAUGGUCAUCCCAGCAAUGCCAGUGACAUCAUAAUGUCAACUGGAGCCAGUGAUGGAAUCAAAGCUAUUAUUACUCUUCUGCUUACUGGAAAAGAUGGCAGUGGGAAAGCAGGAAUCAUGAUCCCAGUCCCACAAUAUCCACUAUAUUCAGCAGUUAUUGCAGAGUUUAAUGCCUACCCCAUCAGGUACUAUCUGAAUGAAGAGAACCAGUGGUCACUUGAUGUUUCAGAGUUGAAGCAUGCCAUCAGUGAAGCCAGAGCCCACUGUGUACCACGAGCUAUUGUUGUUAUCAAUCCAGGCAAUCCAACAGGCCAGGUGCUGACAAGACAAAAUAUUGAGGAUGUCAUACGCUUUGCCAAAGAAGAGGGGCUCUUUAUCCUGGCAGAUGAAGUGUACCAGCACAACAUUUAUGCCAAAGGUUCCAAAUUUUUCUCCUUCAAGCAAGUUAUGAAAGAAAUGGGUGAGCCAUAUAGCAGCAUGGAGCUUGCAUCUUUUAUGUCUGCUUCUAAAGGCUUUAUGGGAGAGUGUGGAUAUCGUGGUGGUUAUGCUGAGGUUAUCAACCUUGAUCCACAGGUCAAACUGCAAUACAUGAAAAGCAUAUCUGCAAAACUUUGCCCACCAGUGUCGGGACAAGCAGUCAUGGAUGUUAUUGUCAACCCUCCUCAGCCUCACGAACCUUCUUACAAGUUAUUUGAGAAAGAGAAGGAGUUUGUCUUAGCUCAGCUUAGAGAGAAGGCCAAGCUGGUAACAGAUUUGUUCAAUUCCAUUGAGGGUAUUUCAUGUAAUGAAGUGCAAGGAGCCAUGUAUGCCUUCCCUUGCAUCAAGCUGCCAGAGAAGGCUAUAGAAGCAGCUAAAGAAGUGGGACAAACUCCAGAUGCUUUCUACUGCUUUGCACUUUUAGAGGAAACUGGGAUCUGCACAGUUCCAGGCAGUGGUUUUGGGGAGAAGGAGGGUACCUAUCACUUCCGCAUAACAAUUCUUCCCCCUCAGGAGGAACUUCGGGAGGUACUCGGGCACUUCAAAGAAUUUCACCUACGAUUUUUGUCCAGAUACAGCUAGACAGUGGUAUGAGCAUGGAUAACUUGCUUCUUCCAUGCAAUAAUCUUCUGAAGCAGGUCACAAGAUCCCAUUACUGCACAUGCAGGGAGUUACAACUGCUAGAUCCAUCUAUACUGUAUUCUUUUUAGGACACAAUUUUGUCAGCAUUGUUUUAUGGGCACUGCUAUGUGAUGUGUAAUAUAAAGAAACUUUGAAAGUUUCUCAAGCAGAUAGCAGCUUUUACUGCAGUAGUUUAUUGCAAGUGUUGGACAGUCCUUCGUUUAGUUUAGAGUUGUUAGUUAGGCAAUACCUUUUUUUUCAGAAAGUGUGAAAAUAUUGUAACCUGUUUGGAGAAAGUAGGCAGUCAC